AUGGAGCUGGACUUGACCGGCACGAUGCACAACAAGAAGGGGCUGGCCAGGCUGGCCAGGGCGCCACAACCCCCAGGGAGCACCGAGGCCGCGUUACCCAGCAUCCCCCUCCCCAUCCCCACCCUCGGCGCAAGUGCGUGUGCCCACCGGCCAGCAGCGACAGGGUCCAGGUCAGAGGCACACUUCCCCCAAGUGUGGAACGAGCUGCGCCUCAACCAGCAGCUGUGUGACGGCGCCAUCCGCUGCGCCGACGGCAAGGUCCUCAAAGUGCACCGUGCCAUCCUGAGUGCCGUGUCGCCCUACUUCAAGGCGCUGUUCACCAACAGCUUCAGCGGUGGCCAGCAUGAGGCCUCCGAGGUGCGGCUGGCGGAGGCGAGCUCGGACGUGGUGCGGCCCAUCCUGGACUACGCCUACACGGGGCAGUGCGGCGUCACGGCCCGCAACGUGGAGCGCCUGCUGCCGCUAGCCGACCGCCUGGACGUGGUCGGCGUGGUGCAGCAGUGCUGCCACUUCCUGCUGCGCGAGAUGCAGCCCGACAACUGCCUCGGCAUCUUCCGCUUCGCCCAGCAGUACUUCUGCAGCGACCUGGAGGCGAGCGGGCGCCGCUUCAUCCUGCACCACUUUCGCCACAUCCUGCACGAGAGCGCCGAGCUGUACGACCUGCAGGCGGGCGAGUUGUGUCGCUUGUUGUCGGACGACGAGCUCAACGCGCGCAGCGAGGACUUGGUGUUCGAGGCCAUCCGCCGCUGGGUGGACAGGGACGUCCCGGGGCGGCGACAGCACCUCGCCGAUCUUCUGGCGUGCGUGCGGUUCGGACUCACGUCCUUGCCGUUCCUCCAGAACACCGUGCUCCAGUACGGGCCCAUCGGAGAGGACCAGGUCUUGCAGGAAGCGCUGGCGCCGGCCAGGGCCUUCUUGGCCGACGCCGAGGCCAAGGGCGGCGACGUGGACCUGAGGAACCCGUUGGCACGCCCCCGCGUUCCCCACGAGAUCCUGUUCGCCGUGGGGGGAUGGAGUGCCAGCAGCCCGACCAACUCAGUCGAGACUUAUGACUGCAGGGCGAACCGCUGGUGCUUGUCGUUCAGCACAGACACGCAGCCUCGCGCGUACCACGGCCUGGUGGAGCUUGACGGCCUCAUCUACAUGAUCGGAGGCUUCGACGGUGUGGAGCACCACAACACGGUCCGCUCCUUCAACCCGGUCACUCGGGAGUGGCGAGAGCAGGCCUGCAUGUAUCAGGCCCGAUGCUACGUCAGUGUUUGCACUCUGGGUGGAGAAAUCUAUGCUGUGGGUGGCUUUGAUGGUCGAUCUCGUAUGAAGUCUGCUGAGACUUAUGACCCUCAAAAGAACCAGUGGCGCCUUAUUCCUUCCAUGAACAGAGCAAGGUCUGACGCGAGUGCUGCCACUCUAAACAACAAGGUGUACAUUGCUGGAGGGUUUAAUGGACAAGAACUAUUAAGUUGUGCUGAGGUGUUCGAUCCUGGCACAUUGCAAUGGACAUGCAUAACACGCAUGCAAAAUUUACGCUCUGGAGUUAGUCUUCUGGCUCACCGUGGCUACCUCUAUGCCUUAGGUGGCUUUAAUGGUAAUGGCCGCUUGAAGUCAGGGGAGCGUUAUGAUCCCAUGGUUGAUAUGUGGCAGCCAAUUCCAGAUAUGUUGCACCCUAGAAGCAACUUUGCAGCUGUGAUUCUAGAUGACCACAUCUAUGUUAUAGGUGGAUUUAAUGGUGUCAUAAUUCCAAACACCGAGUGUUUCGACGUCGAUUCAAACAAGUGGAGAGAAGCAAACAUGAUGAAUCUGAAUCGCAGUGCCCUGUCGGCUGUAGUACUUAGUGGUCUACCCACAGCUGAAGAGUACUCAUACUUGCAAUUAUUGCAACAAGAGCAGUGUGUGGAAGUUCAGUGACAUCACAAGCAGAGCAGGUGCCCUCUUCUUUAAAUUUGCUUGUUUAUGUGAGGCUCACUAGUCAUAGUUCCAAUUGAAAUAAAUGUAAGAAGGAAAUAGAAAAUCCACUU
This is a messenger RNA of Thrips palmi, 2015 nucleotides long. RefSeq names its product kelch-like protein 10. The coding region runs from base 1 to 1905 and encodes 634 amino acids. The transcript is spliced from 10 exons. Gene Ontology annotation, molecular function: protein binding. The record is from RefSeq and is a predicted model, not a curated record. NCBI's taxonomy places the organism in Eukaryota, Metazoa, Arthropoda, Insecta, Thysanoptera, Thripidae.